AUGGGAGACGUCUUUUUCAAACAAGAAAACUACCAAGAAGCAGAAGAAAUGCUUGGAAAAGCUUUAAAGAUCCAUCUGGACUCUAAGUCUACUGAUCAUGCUUUCAUAGCAAAGGUAUACCAUCUUUUGGGCGUGGCCUCACAAGUCCAACAGAAGCUUGCGGAAGCGAUUAAAAUGUUCAAAAAAUCUCUUGCUCUGAAGCUGGAAGCAUUUGGUGAAGUUCACCAUGAAGUGGCGUCGUCGUACCUCGAAAUUGGUGGUCUUUUGCAAGAGAAAAAACGAUUGGAGGAGGCUGAGGUGAUGAUUCAGAAAGCUUUGGAAAUAGAAAGUCAUCUGGAACGUGGCCCCCAAGUUGAUCUUAAAGGACGAGCUCUGAACUAUUUCGGAGCACUUGAAAUGGAUCGGGGCAACUGCGACAAGGCCAUGGAAAUGUACCAGAAAAUGCUAGAAUCGCCGCUUCAAGAUGGUGGCGAAAGGCUUCUGUGUACAGCAACGGCUUACUAUCAUAUUUCAAUGGUACACCUUCGCUAA
Messenger RNA from Cylindrotheca closterium, 531 nucleotides. Lineage: Eukaryota; Bacillariophyta; Bacillariophyceae; Bacillariales; Bacillariaceae. The record is from the annotation of a GenBank genome assembly.